Molecule: messenger RNA, 4291 nt
Organism: Anopheles funestus (African malaria mosquito)
Lineage: Eukaryota; Metazoa; Arthropoda; Insecta; Diptera; Culicidae
Exons: 3
Coding region: 389-3034 (881 amino acids)
Biological process (GO): regulation of transcription by RNA polymerase II
Cellular component (GO): nucleus
Molecular function (GO): DNA-binding transcription factor activity, RNA polymerase II-specific; RNA polymerase II cis-regulatory region sequence-specific DNA binding
Source: RefSeq, a predicted model, not a curated record
ACGUGGGAUUAUUAAAGGCGCGCAGCUCAGCGUUCUGUCAUUCUGGUUUGUUGUGGCGUAAGUUGCGUACGUAGAAUUCGAGACGAUUUUGAUGUGAAGUUACUCCUGUCGUGGAAGUUUGAUUUAUGCUGAAGUUUUUCUAUUGUGCCAUCCAUAUGGUUUAGUGUGCGGAGGUUAAUGUGUGUGUGAGUGUGUGAGUGUUACAGGGAUGAUCCACGAAUGAUCAUUUUACUUGCAGUGUUUUUUUGUUGGUUAAUUCAAUGGUUAUAAACCCAAAGUGAAGUGUGAAUAGUAAAAAAAGUGAGAAAGAAACGGCGUACGGUGUAAGGGCAGAGGCCUGCUCGAGGAACACCCGUAUCGAAUCAUCCUGCAAUCAAACUUGACAGUAAUGCAGCUCAACAAUAUGCCCAACCAUCAGUCAAGUGCCGGUGGUACCGAACAGCAGCAUCAUCUACUGGUGGAUGCGCCCGCAAUACGGCUUGUGUCCGGUACGGGCCCCGUCUCGAUCAUCCGGAUUCGGGACUUUUUUCAUUCGCAGGCUGAACCGAUGGUCGAAGCAGAAUCGAACGGAUCCGUGACCAACAACAACAACAACAACUACGAAUAUUACAAACCAUCAACGACGAACGGGUUGGAACCGAUCAGUGCUGCCAACGAACCGGGCAGUGAUAGUGACAACCACAAGCAAGCCAAAAUCAAGCUGGAAACAAGCGACGGUGAAGCAACGGAAGGCUACAACGCCGUUCGGGCAGAUUCGUGUGAAACUGGUUCGAGCUAUGGGAAUCAGGACUCGCAGUCACCACCGCUACCGCCACCGCCGAUGCCCCACACACCAAUACACGCGUUAAACAACGGAAAGGAAGGGCAGGACGAGGAGGAAGAGGACGACGACGAAGAGGACGAGGAUACGCGAAUUUCUAUGAUGGAGGAGCCCGGGGACGAAAGCAACGAUACGGGCGGACCGGUCGAGGUGGAUGAUUCCGAGCAGGACGAUAAUCGGCUCGCCCCACAGGAUCAGGAGAAAAUGACGCAGGCUGUCAAGAAGGUGUUUACCGAAUACAAAUGGACACCACCGGUCGCACCGAUCAGGUCAACGAGUACAAAAAAGAAGCAACACAUCAAACGUCCGAUGAACGCAUUCAUGGUGUGGGCACAGGCCGCCCGUCGCGAGAUGGCCCAACAGCAACCGAGACUGCAAAAUUCGGAAAUCAGCAAGGAUUUGGGUAAAAUUUGGAAAAGCCUAACGGAUGAGGACAAGCAGCCUUUCGUGGAGCAAGCGGAAAAGCUACGGUUGGCCCAUAAAAGUCAACAUCCGUACUACAAGUAUCAGCCGCGGCGCAAGAAGUCGAAACGUUGCGUUGGAGCCGGUGCCAAGUCUGGCAAGUGCUGUGAAGAUCACUAUGCGGAACUGAACGAGUUGGCGAGCCCAUCGUCCAUGGACGACAUUCCAUCGUCCGGCGAAUCUGGGCAGAUAAACAAUUCGUAUGCACAACCGGCUGGGCAACGUCCAUCGACGAGUGGGUUGUCGCGAACCCACAAGCAAUCGUCGUCUAAGGUAUCGUCCAGAGGUCGCUCGACUCUCCGUUCGGCUGGAGGCGAUGCAAAUGUGUUGACCAGCACACCGUCAACCACCGCGAACUACGAGAUGGAGCUUCCGCAUGAGGGUGUGACGGACUAUGGAGCGAGCAGUGCCACUACCCCGUACGAAGCACCACUCUCUGUGGAGUUAUAUUCCACCGGUGUUGAUGGAGGAGAACCCGCCGGGAACAGUCUCACUUCAGCCGACUGUCAUUUCAUGGAUGACGGCCAACCACAGAACAUGGAGGUAGUAGAUGCACCACAGCAGACGAUCACCACAGUCACAGAAUCGUCAGUCUCGACGCAACUCCAUAGCCAAAACUCACCGUACGGAGGUCGUGAUUGGACAUCGGCUAUCAGUAUCACGAACGUGGUCGGCAACGAAACGCGUGGCCCAUCAUCGAUGGACAGUGCGUCGACUUCGUACGGACUUCAUGGUAAUAGAAACGUAUCUUCGGGCUGUAUGCCGCCUCCGAGCUCACACGUCCUCUCGGGAUAUUCCUACUCCACCUAUGCCGCAUCCUAUAUGCCGAACGCAACGGAGUACCAUAGUGCACAGACACACUUCCAGCCUGGAGGUGUUCCGGCUGGCUUUGGUGAAACGGGCCUUGCCUGCUAUAGCCACCAACCAUCGACACAUCGAUUCACAGCGCAACAGCAAUCUCGGGACAUCAACGAUGGGACAUUCCCGCAAUACGUCCAAACGCUACAUCAGCCGCAGCAGCAGCAGCAGCAAUCGACAUCCCCCUCAAUCGAGCAAGGUACUAGCACGAAGCAGCAGAGCAGUGAGACGCCCGACCUGGAAGAGGUAAAACAUAUCCUACCAGUUCGCAUACCCUCAAUCACUCUUCACCAUGCUACUCCACAGCAUGACGUCAGCGCUAUUGCCACUACCGCCGAGAUCAACCUCGCGGACAGGGCACGCGGUACGGCACCCAUCCUGAUGCCAACGCUCGCCUACGUAGGCGGAGGUCCUGAAGGUGCCGGUUAUGGUCGCCAUGGUUCGGAGGAGCGCCCAUCGCCCGGGGGCCUAACGAUGAUACGAUCCCCGGAUGUACAGCUGCACGGCUCACAUCAGCAAAACCGUCUCACCACAAUUCAUUCGAACAGGAUGCACAACACACCGAACGGUGCUCUGUUUAAUUACCCCUUAGGAGAGCCCAGCGGCGGUCAACAGUAUAUGCAGUCGGCAAUGUCCCAUCUAUCGUACGGUGGACAGCCCAGAAUGGACACAACUAAUGUUCAGCAGCAUCGACAUCCCGUACCACAUCAUCUGCCGCUUCACCAGCUGGACGUGUCGGAGCAGGUGGCACAGCACCACCAAACCUACCAUAACCAGCAGCAGCAACAGGACACCUACCAGUACGGUAGUUCACCGCCGACCGCAACCAUUGUCCAGGGCGGACGCAUCACGACGACCAGUGGAGAAGGACAAUUUUACUGUUCCGGCCAGUAGUAACACAUUCUAUUAGGGUUUAAUCGAUCUCGCUAAUAUGAUGCCAACAGUUGUGGAGCACAGAUUCAAAAGCAAACAAACAUUGUACUGCUGAGACAUAUAUCUCAUGAGGGUUUAGGGUAACCAGGUCGAUAAUGCAAAUGCAAAACGAAACAUAUUUUAGUUGUCCACGUAUACAUGCAUUAAAGAGGAAUUUGCUACGUUAUUGCAUUGAAGAUAAAUAUCGUUUAUAAAGUGAAAAUCUGAUCUAUAAUAGUAAGUUGGUCCUUUUGCAUUAAAAGAUCUAAACCAAUUUUUAAAAAUACGAUUAAACACAUUCAAACGUUAGUACAUACUUUAAUGAGGUUUAUGUAGAAACUCAAGCUAUUAAUAUUGUUUCCAGUAAUAUAAAAAAACCUAUCCAAAAAAAAUCCAAGGCUAGGCUUCAGGGACUACAGCUCAGUUUGUACAAAACGUUCAUCUUGUAUUUGAUUUUUUUAUGGUUCGCAAAAAAAUCUCCCUUUUUGAAUCCUGCUGCAAAAGUUAUCUAUUUCUUUAUACUACAUGCAAAUAAAAAUUUAAUAUGUAUUAUUUUAUAACUGUAUUGAAUUGUAAUGUAAUUGAACUUUAAACUUUAAACUUGAAACUUUAAACAAGAAUUAUUGUUUGCCUCUAAUGUCUCUGGCAUCUAGUUUCAGGCAUUAUUAACUUUAAAAUAUGUCCUUCAACAAUUUUUACUUCAAUCAACAAGAAACUGGCCCUAGCUUUGGACGUUUUGGAUUCCACAAAUGUACGGUAGAGUUCUACGAUCUAAAAUGCAUGGAAGGACACAAAGAAACGUGUGCGUAACACACAUAAAAAAACGCCAUUGGAUUGGAAAUUGUAAAGCAUACAACAUUGUUUGUUUGUUUGUUUUUUUCAUUUUUUACUUCACUUAUUUCUCUUAUAUUUAGCAAAACGAUUUUAUUUUUCCCUUACAAAAAGGCGCAAAAUUCUUUGUUCAGCUAAUCCUAGGAAAUAACACAUCAAACUUCGGCUGUAAAUUACACACACACACACAUUUGUGAGCCGCGUUAGAAGGCAAAAUUACAGAUAAAAGUUAAGUCACUAAAAACCGAUUGUACGGCAAAUUCAGCUUAUGAAAUGGUGGUAAGCGCCUUUGCAAUGAACCAUAAUACCGACACAACUGGAAACUGUCAACAACCAGGACGAAACCGGAAUAUACACUGCGUAAGAAAUAGUUUAUAAAAAAAAAUAAAGCUAUCUUAACACGUGGAA